CUCUCGAACAACUCUGCCUUCUCGCUCUUCGAUUAAAAACCGUUGUGAAAAUCAACAAUCCAGGAUUUACAAACCCAGAUUGGUCUUGUCUGAGAGUCGCAUGCGUGUCUUGUGUAAAUCACUGAACUUGUCCUGGCCUUUCUUGUCACCAUAUACCUGCUGUCAGCCCGACGCCCACCUCGAACGUUUUUCAGUCCUUUCACAUCAGACCACCAUGACAAAUCCCUCCGGAGCGGAAAGAGCGAGAUACCUACUCAAUGGUGUUCCGAAUCGUUUCUACGACUUCGCACACAUGGAUCAAAUAACCUUUGUCCAAUUGGCGGACUGGUUAACGGAAAACACCAAGUCGAACACACCGGAAAGUAUAAGCAUUGAAGAGAGUCUGUUUGUAUUUCUCGAUAUUGUUGCACAAGGGAAUAGUUUCAAGUCUACAGCAUACGGCUGGGAUCAUGAUGUGAAGCUCACUCAAAGUAUUUUCCUGGACAUCCUGAAUGCAUUGCAAGUCCUCCGGGAAAAAGAAGAGAUCUCCCCCUCGUGUCCGUCCUUCAAUACAACAAAAAGCCGGUGGCGGGUACUCAGGUCAUGGCGGCCUGGAAAAUCGAGAAUGGAUGGGUUGCUCAAAGUUGGUGACGAGAGUGGGGAUGGGCUGGAGGUCAACCAAGAAAUGUUGAUACAGGCAUUGACGGCGUUGAACAACUUUAUCCACGAGCAUAAGGAGUUUUAGCUGGAUACAUGGUUUGGAAUUGGUUCGGCGUACAUCAUUCAGAGUUUGCGUCGCAUUGGUGGACUGGCUUGGAUAGGUGGCAUCGGAUUUGGUACUGGAUUUAUGCUUCGAACGCUCCGCUGGUAUGGGAUUUCAGCAUCAUCAUUUUUUGGGUGGGUUCAUUACGACGGGAAAGGUUCGGGAGUCUCUGUGAUAUUUCAUUCAGUAAAUCCAACGCCUGCAUUUCAAC
This is a messenger RNA of Lindgomyces ingoldianus, 953 nucleotides long. RefSeq lists its product as uncharacterized. Lineage: Eukaryota; Fungi; Ascomycota; Dothideomycetes; Pleosporales; Lindgomycetaceae. The record is from RefSeq and is a predicted model, not a curated record. The transcript is spliced from 2 exons. Bases 215 to 724 code for a protein of 169 amino acids.